UGUUAAGCGGUGGUGUGUCUUCAAGUGUCGUGCAUGCAUUUUAUGCAAAUCUGUUGCUUUGCAUGCACUCUCUCUCCUCUCUCUCUCUCUCUCUCUCUCUCCCCUCUUUCUCUCUCUACAAAUACAGUCCCAAUACGCCCGUACACGCGUUCUUCGGUCUCACCGGCCGUUUUUUCGCUUCUCUCUCCUCCUCUUUUCCCACCGGUGAGCAAUCUGAGUUGAAAUAGCGAGGGAUUACUUCUCAGUUCUCGAAGAAGAUUUGGGCGUUCGGAGAUUGCGGCGAGCCGAGUGAGGAGCUCGCUGGUUGAUUUAGUGUGCGGUUUUUCUCAAUCGAAAGGGGUUUUAGGGAUUUGGUUUUGAUUUCUCUGUUUUUGCGCUUGGAGGGGAUAGAAUUUGGUGCGAUGGGGUCUACGAUUUGCAUGAACGCUUCGUGUGGGACGACGAGCACGCACGAAUGGAAGAAGGGCUGGCCUCUGCGAUCCGGUGGAUUGGCCUAUCUCUGCUAUACCUGCGGAUGUGCUUAUGAGAGUUCCAUUUACUGCGAAAGAUUCCAUUCAGACGAACCUGGCUGGAGAGAUUGCGGAUCAUGUGGCAAGCAAAUCCACUGUGGAUGCAUAGUUUCUAAGUCCUUGUAUGACUUUCUGGAUUUUGGAGGUGUAGGGUGCAUUAGCUGCCUAAACAGUUGUCGACUCCAUUCGCUAAAGAAUAAUGACAUGUCUAAAGGAUUUGGUGGAUCAAGUGAUGCUGGUGACUCACAAUCAAACAUAAUCCAUAAUAGAGUGGUUGCUGAUAGCGUAGAUGAGGGAAGAUUAAUGCAACUGUGCAAAAUUAUGGAGGAUAAUGAACCGAGCCUCCUGCCUCAAUUUCAGAGAGCUGAACUAAAUGCAUCUCUGGGUCAAAACAAACAAGAUGAGAUCAUGAAUCAAAUGGGAGAAGUUAGCCGAGAAUUUUCAAGUGUGGCUCAGCCAUCUUUUGGAUCAUUAGGAUUUGCUAAGCCAGACAAUAACAGAACCACACUCGAGGUUAAAGAUAGGCACGAACCUCUUGUUGAGCCAUCAUUGAGCAUGACUCUGGGAACUUCAAAUUUUGUGCUGCCUUUUUCUGGCAAGGUUGUUGGUGGGAGAGAACAGAGCAAAACACCUUCGCCCUCCUUUGAAUCACAUAGACAACGCCCUAUACUGCCCAAACCUUUGAAACCUGCCCUCAAUGUGUCAGAGUCAAACAAAGGUGUAAUUACUCAGAUGCGCAUAGCUAGACCUCCAGGUGAGGGACGGGGAAAAAAUCAGUUGCUUCCUAGAUACUGGCCAAGGAUUACUGACCAAGAGCUGGAGCAAUUAUCUGGAGAUUUGAAUUCCACUAUAGUGCCUUUGUUUGAGAAGGUGCUGAGCGCUAGUGAUGCUGGUCGUAUUGGUCGUUUGGUUCUUCCAAAAGCAUGUGCUGAGGCAUAUUUUCCUCCUAUUUCUCAGUCGGAAGGCCUGCCUUUAAGAAUUCAAGAUGUGAAGGGGAAUGAGUGGACUUUUCAGUUCAGAUUUUGGCCCAAUAACAACAGCAGGAUGUAUGUUCUGGAAGGAGUUACCCCUUGUAUACAAUCCAUGCAACUUCGAGCUGGGGAUACAGUAACUUUUAGCCGCAUAGACCCUGGAGGCAAACUUGUUAUGGGGUUUCGAAAGGCAUCAAACACUUCAGAUAUGCAGGAACCACAAGCGUCUGUUCUUCCUAAUGGGACUAUUGGGGAGUCCUCUUUUUCUGGUGUUACUGAGAAUCUGCCUGCUGGACCCGGAAGUAGUUACUCUGGCCUCCUGCAGACAAAUAAAGGAACCAAGGACCCUCUUACUAAUGCUGCGUCUGAACACUUGCAUUUGGCUGAUGUGGAUAUUGGGUCGCACAAAAGUGAGACCAAUGGUUGCAGGACAAAUGAAGAAGUGAUGCAGCAACCAGUUUCAAAUUCAGAGAAGAAGAGGACUCGAAAUAUAGGGUCUAAAAGUAAGAGGUUGCUUAUGCAUAGUGAAGACGUGCUGGAGCUGAGACUAACGUGGGAAGAAGCUCAAGACUUGCUUCGUCCACCUCCAAGUGUCGAGCCAAGCAUUGUGACUAUUGAGGACCAUGAAUUUGAAGAGUAUGAUGAGCCACCAGUUUUUGGGAAGAGAACGCUAUUUAUUUCAAGGCCAUCUGGGGGCCAGGAACAAUGGGCUCAGUGUGAUGACUGCUCCAAAUGGCGGAAGCUGCCCGUCGAAGUUCUUCUCCCUCCAAAAUGGACUUGUUCAGACAAUGCUUGGGAUUCCAGCAGGGGUUCAUGCUCUGCACCAGAGGAGAUGAGCUUGAAGGAGCUGGAGAAUCUUCUAAGAUCAAGCAAAGAUUUUAAGAAGCGAAGGACUGCAGAAAACCACAAAGCAACGGAGGAAUGUGAGCCUUCUGGCUUAGAUGCUCUGGCUAGUGCUGCGGUGCUGGGAGAUAACGUUGGUGACUCUGGUGAGCCAUCAGUUGGAGCCACCACCAAACAUCCCCGACACCGCCCAGGUUGCACUUGCAUUGUGUGCAUUCAACCCCCAAGUGGGAAGGGCAAACACAAACCCACCUGCACAUGCAAUGUCUGCAUGACUGUGAAGCGCCGCUUCAAAACCCUCAUGCUGCGCAAGAAGAAAAGACAAUCGGAACGCAAAACCGAGUCCGCGCAGAAGGAUGAUAACCAAAACAAAGACGGACCAGAAACGAAUGGCACCACAUUUAAAGAUGUAUUGUUGCGCAUGAAUCAUUCGGAGAAUGAAGAUAGCCAGAGCAGAGUUCAAGCUGAUGUUGCUGAAUCUAGUGCAGGCCAAAUUGACUUGAAUUCUGAUCCAUGCCGUGAGGACAUGCAAACGGAGGUGCCAGAACUGACGAUGAUGGGCCUUGUCCAAGCUGCCAGCUCUCAAUUAGAAAAUUACAUGAAGCAAAAUGGGAUUACUGGCUUGAUGUACAACCAACAACCACCCACUCUCGGUUCUUGUCUAGUCAAAAAAGCUACCGGAGAGGGUGGGAGAGACAUGUCUAAAGAAGGGUGCCUUACGUCUGUUGUUUGGGAGCGGGAGAGUAGAGUUGAUUGAGUUUACCAAUUACCAUGAUCCUAAAUUUAGACUGAAACAUUACCAAUUAAAUUAUGUUCAAUAGCGGAAAGUGAAGGAAAGUUUGUUCUCUUUUUACUCUCCAAACAUGAAAGGUGUAUCACAGUCUGGAUCUGCCGUAAAAGAAUGCGUGUUUUUGGGUUCUUUUGUUCAUAUGCUAAACCGUUUCUCCAUCUAUACUUAAUAUACGUGCUCUUUUGUGCGUCCGAGUGAGGGGAAGAAUUUAGGCUUCUUUCCUGCAGGAUUUCAAUUGUUGUUUUGUUUAUUUGUUUCUCUUUUUUUCUUUUUGGCUUUAGUGGAACGACAGAAAUUCACAUGUGGAACUAGAGGAUGUCGUUUUCCAUGUUGCUCAGAAAUAUGAAGGAAAAGGAAAAAGUAUAUUAACCUUGGAGCUAGAGGGAAAGGGUGGAUCAUAAAUUAUAGAUUCGUCUUC
This is a messenger RNA of Morus notabilis, 3531 nucleotides long. Its product is annotated as B3 domain-containing transcription repressor VAL1. The record is from RefSeq and is a predicted model, not a curated record. The coding region runs from base 402 to 3080 and encodes 892 amino acids. The transcript is spliced from 14 exons. Gene Ontology annotation, molecular function: DNA binding; zinc ion binding. NCBI's taxonomy places the organism in Eukaryota, Viridiplantae, Streptophyta, Magnoliopsida, Rosales, Moraceae.